AUGUCAGCUCUCGAACCUGAAUUAGAACCGGAACAAGAACAAGAACGUCGAAGGAGAAGACCAGCCGUUUCAUGCUCCUUUUGUAGGAGACGCAAGAUCAAAUGCAAUCGAACUCUUCCAUGUAGCAAUUGUGUGAGAUCAAGAACCACAUCAAAUUGUGUAUAUGAAAAAUUCCCCAGGUCUUCCCGUGCUCAACAUGACCAAAAUGGACGGAAUUCAAGCGAUAAACAGAAUUAUGUCAUGUCCGAUGAGCCAGCUUCGGAAAGAGAAAGGGGUUUAACACUUGGGGUUCCAUCACAUCCGGCACCACCGACAUCAAAUAAUUCUAUCACAUCAUCACCAACGAAUCAAUUCAUUGCACCAAUCUCAGAUCCAAGUGGUGAUCUUGAAUUCAUGAGGCAAAGGAUCAAAGAACUCGAAGAUCAGCUUUCGCUUGCGACCAAAUCAUCCGUUCCGUCUCCUGCUCUCUCUCAACCUGCACCUUCCCCUGUAACAUCUGUAGUUUCUAACAUCGAGACGAAAACUUCACUGGCUGGAAGCUUUCACAUACACAAAGAAUCUCGACCAUUUGGCCAAGAUCAUCCUGCGGUUGAGACUUAUGGCGUUCUACAUAAAACCAGACUGUUAGGCCAGAGUCAUUGGAUAAAUGGUGUGUCUGGGUACCACGACCUCUUUGAAAUGAUUGAGCCACAUAUACAAGAAGGAACGAAGGUCGCCAUUGGUCUACACAAAUGCAAAACUUUUGGAAAGCUUGUAAAAACCCGACGAGCACCGUUAUGGCCCUCACCACCAACUUGGCCUGAUUUACCUUUAAAAGAAACUGCUGACAUACUAGUUGAUUGUUAUCUCCGGACAAUUGAAACCAUCCACAGGGUUUUGCAUAUUCCUACCUUCAAAAAUAAUUAUGAAGCAAUAUGGACAUCGACUGGAAACCCCGAUACAGAGUUCUUGGUUCAGCUCAGAUUGAUAUUUGCUAUUGGCUCUGCUACAUUUGAUGAUCAAUUUUCCCUUCGUGCUUCAGCUGUCCGAUGGGUCUAUGAGGCGCAGACAUGGAUUUCGGAACCGGAGUUCAAGUCAAGAUUGACUAUAAAAUCACUACAAACCGAAAUUUUACUUUUGUUUGCUCGAGAAACAAUCAACAUUGGUGGGAGAUUAAUUUGGACUUCGGCUGGCUCCUUGUUUAGAAGUGCGGUACACAUGGGGUUGCACAAAGAUCCCUCUUAUCUUCCAAAGAAGACCGUUUUUGCUGCUGAGAUGCGACGAAGAUUAUGGAAUACGAUAUUAGAGUUGAUGUUGCAAUCAAGUAUGGAUUCUGGUGGACCUCCCCUCAUGUCUCUUACCGACUGGGACACUGAGUCUCCUGCAAACUUCAACGACGACGAACUUCUGAGUACUGAUGCUCUACCUCGGCCAGAGAAUGAAUUUAGUCAAACUUCUCUCGCAAUCAUACUUCGCAAGACUUUUCCGCUUCGACUGGCCAUCGCAAAGUCAUUGAACGAUUGCAGCACAAUUAAUACAUUUGAGGAAGCUACCAAGCUUGAUACAGAUCUAAGAUCUUGCUACAAAGCCUUGUGUCAGGAUAUUCAAGAGUUUAAUUCAACCAAUAGGCCUUUACCCCCUCAAUUUGGAAUAGACAUGCUGAAUAUCAUAAUGCUACGAUACCUCUCAUCCCUCCACAUUCCAUUUUUCGUAUCGGCUUUGCAAUCCCCUACGUAUACGUCCUCUAGGAAGGUAGUUUUGGAGACUUCACUCAAAAUUUGGUAUAUGGUGUAUUCAACCAAGUCAAAUGAUGAAUCCCAAUCACACGAAGAAUUUCUCGAAGAUAGUCAGCGGUAUCUUUCCCGACUUACAAUAUGUGGCUCAGGAUUACUUCGUACCAUGGCGACACAAGCCGGGUUCAUAAUUGCUAUGGAAAUCAAGACCCAGCUUCAAGAAGAAACAAGUCUAGGACCUAUCUCUCUACGCCCAGAUCUUCUUGACGCCUUACAAGAUGCCAAAACUUGGCACAUGAGAUGUAUUGAAGCUGGAGAGGUUAAUAUGAAAGGAUACCUGUUCAUCUGCUUAGCAAUUGCACAUAUCGAUGCCCUCCGACAAAGUCAGGUUGGAGAAGAACUUGCAGCUUCAAUAGUAAGCGCUGCAGAAAGAGCUGUGGAUGAAUGUGCAGAAAUACUUGAAAAAAUGGCAACUCAUGGAUUAAAUGAGACGGAGAGUUUGAGUAAGAUGUCGCUAGCUACUCCGACUGAGUUGAUGGGGGGAUGGGAUUUUAUGAUGACUGAUGCUCAGUACAAUUUUGGAGAUGCGAUGGGUUGGGCGUUCAACUACGAUCACCCUCAAGAUAUAUCAAUUUGGUAG
Molecule: messenger RNA, 2352 nt
Organism: Botrytis deweyae
Lineage: Eukaryota; Fungi; Ascomycota; Leotiomycetes; Helotiales; Sclerotiniaceae
Exons: 4
Coding region: 1-2352 (783 amino acids)
Biological process (GO): DNA-templated transcription; regulation of transcription by RNA polymerase II
Cellular component (GO): nucleus
Molecular function (GO): DNA-binding transcription activator activity, RNA polymerase II-specific; RNA polymerase II cis-regulatory region sequence-specific DNA binding; zinc ion binding
Source: RefSeq, a predicted model, not a curated record